CGAAAGGCUUUUUCAUGUCUUCAUGGGCAGGCCUGUAUUUCAAUGUGUAUUCAUCUCUAGUUCACCGCGCAACGCCGGGUGUAGCAUGCCACACGUCCCAUGCGUGUACAUAAGCCUGUGGAUGGAAUGUUACUUUCGCGGAUUGUAAAUUAUGGAGGUACGACAGAAACGUCCAGGUAACAAACAGAGAGUGGUUGUUGUGGCGAUGGACGACAGCAAACUCUCAGAGGAGUCAUACACGUGGUAUUUAAAUCAUCUUGGACGUGAGGAUGACAGAGUUAUCCUUAUCCAUUGUCCAGAAGAUGGCGCUAUAUUACAGUCACCAAUAAUUUUUAGCGGGAGUAACACCGCGGAUGGUAUAACAGACGACGAUAGGACGCAUUUCAGAGCCCUCAUGCAUAUGGCGAAGGAAAAGGCUAAGCCUCACGGGAUUGUGGAUAAAGUCCGAAGCCUGAGCGGAAAUCCGGCGGAAAUGGUCAUCCAGGCAGCUAAAGAGGAAAACGCAGCAAUGAUUGUCGUUGGAUCAAGUGGCAUUGGGGCGUUAAGACGGACUCUUUUAGGGUGCGUGAGUGAUUACGUUCUCCAUCAUUCACCUGUCCCCGUCAUCUUGUGCCGCCACAAGGACCCCCAACAUCACUGA
This is a messenger RNA of Liolophura sinensis, 640 nucleotides long. RefSeq lists its product as uncharacterized. Bases 152 to 640 code for a protein of 162 amino acids. Lineage: Eukaryota; Metazoa; Mollusca; Polyplacophora; Chitonida; Chitonidae. The transcript is spliced from 5 exons. The record is from RefSeq and is a predicted model, not a curated record.